Molecule: messenger RNA, 1233 nt
Organism: Gongylonema pulchrum
Lineage: Eukaryota; Metazoa; Nematoda; Chromadorea; Rhabditida; Gongylonematidae
Source: the annotation of a GenBank genome assembly
AUGUGUGAUGUGCACUUUAUUUUUUUACGCAGAUUUGGAGCAAAGGCAGCGCUGCUGGUCGGAUAUGAAGAGGUGAGACCGGUGACAAAGAGACUGGUAACAAGCGAACUAAGUCCAGCAGCUGGUGGCACACUGCGACAAACACACACCAGAACAGUAACUCGUGGUGAAAGACGCCUGUUUCCUGUGCGGAAUGUGACGAGAUGCUGCUCGAUAUUCUGGAAAUGGUUGUUCCCUUUGCUCGUAUUUCUACUACUCCUUCGAGCCUUCGGCAUUUCAAAUACUGGAGAAGAUGGUGUAAUUGUGAGUACAGCAAAGCUGCCUUUCAAAAUUUUGCGAGAUCUUUUUAACAUCGGUCGCUCGAUGGCUGAAAAAACGAUGGAAAGUGGCCCAAAACUUGACAGCCUUUUGUUCGGAAUUCCAAGGAUGCUCUACAGUGCUGGGGAAAGCGUAAUCGUAAAUUUUCUGGAAAUCUUCAGUAUUUUGGGUCACAGCAUCUACGGCAUACUCCGACAAUUUGCUACCAUUCCUGAAUGGCUUCUCAGUCGCUCGAUGGCUGAAAAAACGAUGGAAAGUAGCCCAAAACUUGACAGCCUUCUGUUCGGAAUUCCAAGGAUGCUCUACAGUGCUGGUAGCUCUAUGUACAGGCAAUUGUAUGAGGAUGGAAAGGGCAUGAUAAGCGUGGUGUUUGCCCUUCCACACUCUCUUCAGCGUAUAGCCCAUUACAUUCUCGGCAGUCUCGCUGACAUAAUCGCUUCAGCGUGGGGCCUGGCGCAGGCUGUUGGACAACUAAUGCUCGCCCUUCCAUCCUAUUUCAUAUCGAAAACUUACGAGUAUCGACCAUUUGCGCAUCGCGCUGAGAGUGACGUGAAAUGGGAUAUCGGCGGUGGUGGGCAGCACAGUCCGGAACAAGCUGAACUCAGUCUCGACCGACUGAGACGUGAAAAGGAAUUGCUGGAAACGAAGAUGUCGCAGUUGCGCCGUGAACGUGAGCUGGAGGAGAAUCGGUACAAAGAUAUUCAUGAAGCUAUCAGACUUGUCGGAGAAACAGCUUCGCAAGUACCAUCUGUCACCGAUGAACGAUUGCUGAAGUCGGCGGUGGUAAACGAAGAGUUGCUGCAACACAAAAUUGAAAAAGAUUUCCAAAAUUACGUGGCCAAUUUGAAGAAAACCGAAGAUGCAGAAUUAAGCAAAGUACGCACUCCACUUUUUACAAGUCCAUCAAAAAGAUAA